Messenger RNA from Varanus komodoensis (Komodo dragon), 2578 nucleotides. It is a transcript of the gene EGFL7, whose product is annotated as EGF like domain multiple 7. Gene Ontology annotation, cellular component: extracellular region; cell surface. Gene Ontology annotation, biological process: anatomical structure development. The record is from RefSeq and is a predicted model, not a curated record. The transcript is spliced from 7 exons. Gene Ontology annotation, molecular function: calcium ion binding; signaling receptor binding. The coding region runs from base 841 to 1806 and encodes 321 amino acids. Lineage: Eukaryota; Metazoa; Chordata; Lepidosauria; Squamata; Varanidae.
UGAGGCUGAGUGUGGAAUAGUUAAUUUAUUUUAUUCUGAAAUAAUGUUGCAAGCCGUCCAGAGAUGACAGGAAUGGACGGCAUACAAAUCUUUUUUUUUUAAGAAAUUUUAUUAGGAUUUCAAACUAAUACUACAAAUAUCAAUCGUCACACACAUCGGAUUUACUGGGUCAGCCCCCUACUACAUAUCUUUUAACAUUCUAUGAUCAUACUAAAAUCCAUUUAUAAUAACUUGAAAACAUCUUUAGAUCAGAACCUAGUCCCAUUUCUCCAGCCAAUUAAAAAAAAAAAGUAAUUCCAAAUUUGAUAGAAGUCACUAUCUUCCUCCUCUUCAUCAGUGAAAUCAGUCUCAUCAUUUCUUGCAAAAUCUUGUUUCUCUUGACCAAUGUCCAAGCGGGAACAAGAGGGCAGAUCCUCCCCAGGCACAAGCUGCAUCCCAGUGUCCUGCUUAAGGUAUCAGAGUGUCCUCAUUUGCAUGUCUUGAUCACAACAUUGAUGAGUCUCCUCUCAGCCCGAACAGGGACCCCAGAAGGACUCGAAACUGAAACUUCAAACAAGCCUGAGAACUCAUCAAAACACAUCUGAAAACUUAACACACUCUGGAAACCUUAAAAAAUCUGAAAACUUAAACAGACCUGAAAACUUAAAACACAAAAAAACCCUGAAACCUUUUUAAAGAAGAACUUUUUAAAAAUCUGAACAUUAUAAAAGCAAAAGCAUUCUGAAAAUGUAAAAAAAUGGGGAACAAUGUUAAAAACCAAAUCUGAAAACUAUUAGAAACCUUCUCUGGAACAACUCUGAAAUCUUUUAAAAACUGCUUUGGCCUCAGGGUGUGGUGGAGAUGAUGGGAUAUGAGUCUGGCUCAUUCCACCUACUGCUGACAGUGCCAGCUGUGCUGGUGGGGAUGAUGGGUUCCUUUGUUUGCCUCAUCUGGAAGCUUCCUGGCCAUCUCGUGGGCAGAAGGCCGAGCCUCGAGGCUGGCCAUGCUGAGCAGGCCACGGUCAGGUCGGGGUCUGUGUGGCGCUGCCUGACGCAGUUUGGUGCUGCCGUUGGCAGGUACGGCGGAUGCUCCGUGGAAGUGAAAGGCCACACCGUGUCUUCCCUCGUGUCCCACGCCCAGCCGGUUUAUCAGCCGUACCUUACCAUAUGCGAGGGGCACAGGCUUUGCAGCACAUACAGAACUACCUACAGAGUUGCCCAGCGCCAGGUGUACCAGAAGGUUUCUCAGCUGGCUUGUUGUCCUGGGUGGAAAUGGACAAAAAGCCCAUCCCAGUUUGGAUGCAAUGAAGCGAUCUGCCGGCCCGUGUGUCGAAACGGGGGCACGUGUCUGCUCCCCCACAAGUGCCUCUGCCCUCCUGGAUGGACAGGACGGUGUUGCCAAACAGACGUGGAUGAGUGUGCCAGAGGGAGACACGGCUGCAGCCAGCUCUGCUUCAACGUGGCCGGCAGCUACCGCUGCACCUGCCGGCAAGGGCACACGCUCCUGGAGGACGGGAAAACGUGCCGGGCCCUGGAAGCGCCCCCCAAGAGCACCGCCACCAGUGCCCCGGCCAGAAGCUCUGACCCGCCGGUGAGGGACGAGGUGGCGGACCUGAGGACCAGGAUGGCAGCUCUGGAGGACACAUGCCGGCGUGCACUGGCCCCGUUCCUCGAGCUGGACGCCGCGGGCACGGAGGGCUCGCCCAGGGACCCCGCUAGCCUGCUCGUGCACGCGCUGCAGCAGCUGGACCGCGUGGAGUCGCUCAGCGAGCAGGUCUCCUUCCUGGAGGGGCAGCUGGAGACGUGCUCUUGCAAGAAGGAACGCUGAGGAAGGAGGAAGCAAGAUGGAAGACGGAAGAGAAGGACCCGUGCCCCCUUUCCCCCACCGAUUCAGCUGCGCUGCAGCACACGCCUGGCGCCUGUCCUAAGCGCAGCCACGGAAUCCCCACCCAGGGCGGAACUUGAGCCCCGGCAUUUGAGCCACACGAGGCGGGAUGCUGCGCCAGUCCAGGCAAGAGGCUCCCCGCCAGGCAGACGCUCUCGCUCCACGGAGGGCUGCUGGCCAAACUGCUGCAUGGGGGCAAAACCCCCUUCAUGUUUUGUGGGCAGAGGCCUCUCCGCAAGCAGUUUUCGGCAGGUUCCGAAGCUGUGGCUUUCCCCACGGAAUCCUGGCAGUUGCUGUUCAGCAAGGGCUGUGGGACAGCCUCUGGGGCCAUUCCGUGGGAAAAGGCCACAAGGCUUCAGAUUGGCAGCCCUGUAAACACACCUUUCCAGCAUCUGUCAGGAUUCCCUUUCCGAUCGCAGAAAAGGUGGCAUGACAUGCUGUGCAGUUUGCUUCCACCCAGGGACCCCAGACAUGGGGAUGAGAGGGCCCCUGUGGGAAGAAGGUGCCCCUCAGUGGGUUGGACCACAACCCCCGGUGUGCCCCCCCAGGGGGCCGAGAGCGGGAGCCUAAUGCAUCGCCUGCCAGGAAGGCUGGCACGGAGAGAACAUAACGGAAGGGUACAAUUACCCCCUCAGAGACCCAGCGACCUCAGCACCUUCGGGUGGUUGUUCUUUUAAAAGAUGUCUCAAUAAAUUGUAAUCGAUGAGAAAAGAAA